Messenger RNA from Colletotrichum fioriniae, 2223 nucleotides. Lineage: Eukaryota; Fungi; Ascomycota; Sordariomycetes; Glomerellales; Glomerellaceae. The record is from RefSeq and is a predicted model, not a curated record.
AUGGACAAAUCUACCACGCCGGCCGCUGCCGCCGCCGCGGCGUCCGUAGCCCCGAAUCAACCUGCAAACAAGACGAGCGCCGCCGCGCCCACACUGAAUAAUGAGCUGGAGAUGGGAAGCAUCGGCGGUGAUGCGCCUAGCGCGGAGAACGACAUUAUGCAGGUUGCGCGUGUAGGAGACGUUCCGGCCAUGGAGAAGCUCUUCGAGUCGGGCGAGUACGAUGCGACCUUCACCGAUGAUGAAGGCAUCACACCCUUGCAUUGGGCAGCUAUCAACAACCAGUAUGCCAUGUGCAAGUUCCUCAUCGACAAUAGCGCAGAGAUCAACAAGAAGGGAGGCGAGUCCAUCGCAACACCUCUCCAAUGGGCCGCCCAGAGAUGUCACUACUAUACCGUCAACCUCCUCCUCCAACACGGAGCCGACCCCCUCAUCACCGACGCCCAGGGCUACAACACCCUCCACAUCUCGACCUUCAACGGCAACACCCUCCUCCUCGUCCUCCUGCUCCACCAAGGCAUCCCCGUAGACGUGCUCGAUAGUUACGGUCACACGGCGCUUAUGUGGUCCGCCUACAAGGGGUUCCCCCAAUGCGUGGACCUCUUCCUCCGCUGGGGCGCUAGCAUCCACACCACGGACGAGCAGGGCUUCACCGCGCUUCACUGGGCGUUAGUCAAGGGCUCCCCGGCCUGUAUACAGAGGCUCCUCGAGUACGGGGCGGAUCGAUUCGCAAAGACGCAGACCGGCAAGACGCCCGCUGUCACAGCUAAGGAGCUUAACACGACCGGCGCAUGGCAUCGAGCUCUUAAGGAGUGCGGUUAUGAUGAAGAUGGACAGCCGAUUGAGCCCAGCUUUCCUGGUUCGCGCUUCCUCCGCCAGGAUAAGAGGGGUUUCGUGACCAAGUUCUUGUUCUUGUGGCCCUUCCUAUUGGUUUGGUCCAUGAUUACGAUACUGGGAAGCAUGAACGUGUUUGCCGGCGUCUUCUUCUCUCUAGUCGUUGGUUAUGCGCUUCAAUGGUGUGCUCAACAGGUCAUCGAGUUUGCGCCUCCCGACAUGAGACACUUCCACAAGACUCCCUGGUUGGCUGGUAUCUUCUCUGCAUCUUUGUUUUUGGUCGGUCUGAGGUGGUUGACCACCAUUCUCCCCGCGACUACCGGUUCAGCUGCUGGCACUCAAUCUCACUGGUGGCUCAAUCUGAUCUUUGGCGUAUUCUUUGGUCUCUGUGCCUAUUUCUACAGCGCCGCCAUGCGAUACGACCCCGGAUUUGUUCCCAAGAUGAACGGCAUUGCCGAGCAAAAGGCCGUCAUUGACGAGCUGCUCAAGGAGUGGAAGUUUGAUGAGACAAACUUCUGUGUUACGUGCAUGAUCCGGACACCUCUCCGCAGUAAGCACUGCAAGCGGUGCCAGAAGUGCGUCGCAAAACACGACCAUCACUGCCCUUGGGUCUAUAACUGCGUCGGUAUCAACAACCACCGUCACUUCUUCAUGUACCUCAUCAGCUUGACGUUGGGCAUCAUUUCCUACGAUUUCCUCGUCUACUACUGUAAGUAUCAGUCCUCCAAGCUCUACUUCGGCGCUAACACCAACGGCGCAGACUUCACAGACAUCUCGGACAAGGUCUCAGAAACCUGCAACUUCCUUAGCCCCAGCCUCUGCAAGGUUGUCAACGCCGAUGGCUACACGGCCAUCCUCACCGUGUGGACAACUCUGCAGCUUACCUGGGUUGGUAUGCUGCUGUUCGUGCAAUUUGUCCAAGUCUCUCGCGCAAUGACUACCUACGAAAAUAUGUUUGGCAUCCAAGACGGGUCUCUCACUACCGCCUUCACCUCAACAGGCACCCCUCUCGACCCGAACCACCCGUCCUUGACCCCUCCGGAAUCUGCUGGCGCCCACGCCCACGGUCACAAGCACAAGGGCGGCCGUCUUCAGCAAUGGUCUCGUCUCCUCGGUGUGGACCCCUUCAUCGAGACCAUCCGCGGUCGCGGCGCCGCAACCCAGAACAAGCGGAGAAAGAAGAACCCCUACUCCAACGGCUGCAUGGCCAACUGCCGCGACUUCUGGUGCGAUCCCGCACCCACGUUUGGCCAACGCGAGAAUGGUUCUGCCAUGCUGGGUGGCGAGCCUGUCAACUACACCGCCAUGUACGAGAGCCCGACCCUGAUGAACAUGAGCAGAGGCCGGAGGAGGGCAGGCGGCUACGAGUCCGUUGCUGCAGAGGAGGUAUAA